Molecule: messenger RNA, 4165 nt
Organism: Linum trigynum
Lineage: Eukaryota; Viridiplantae; Streptophyta; Magnoliopsida; Malpighiales; Linaceae
Source: the annotation of a GenBank genome assembly
CAUUGUGAGCAGUCCAAAUGAAUUCACCAUAUGAUGUCAAAUACCGUCGGUAAACAAGCUAACCGGAAGCCCAACUAGUGACAGCAGCAAAGCGACCGCUUUGAUUAGCAAACCCGCCCCAACCCUAUUUUGUGAUCUCUUUUCCCUCUGCUGCCUCUCGCCGCGCGCGCGAACGGAGCUUCUCCUUUCUCUCCAGUCUCCAUCUUCGUCCUCACUCCUCUCUGUCUCCACCUCACCACGCCGAGAAGACGAGAAUCCUGCUUCCCCGACCCAGCACCGUGCCAUCCUCACCCGCCUUGACGGCGGCCGACGCGCGGCGUUCCAACUCCUCGUCGUCGGAGCUUCCCUGCUCGCUGUUCUCGACUACAGGUUAGGGCAAGGGUAAGUUAAAAUUGGUUUGUGACUUUGUGUUUGCCGAGUUCUGAUUAGGGAUUUGUUGAAUUGAAUUUGGGAUUUUGUUUGUGUUAAGGUUAACUGUUCGGGAAGCUUGAGCGGAGCAGAGGAGCAGCUCAUUUUGCGGAUUCUGUGUUAAAGGAGCAGCAGAGCAGCAUCAAGCCUUUCCUUUCCGGUUAAAGCAAUGAAGAAUCAUGCAGCAUCAAUAGGGAUGUGCUCUACGAGCUAUUUUCACAUUGUUAGGAAAGUUCAGGGCAUAACUUGCCGGCGUUAUUCCACAAGCUACACUGCCAAAGUCACCUCAGCAUCUUCAACAGGCCGUGUGCUCUCUGCUGAGGUCUCUCCAGCCCAUCCUCUCGACCCCCGGGGGUAUCCCCUCCCUCGCCGCCACCUCAUUUGUAAGGUGACACAACUCCUUCGUCAAUCUGACCAUGACAACUGUCACCCUUCUUCCGCUCGACCGAAGCUCAACCCUGCUCUCCACCUUGAAGAUUACCUCUCUUCCCUCUCCAUCGUCCUUACCUCUAAUGAAGUCUGUGAAAUUAUGAAAUCUCUGAAUUCCGCUUCACUUGCCAUCAAAUUCUUCCGGAUCUGCCCUUCUCUCUGCCCCAAAUUUCGGCACAAUUGCUUCACAUACACACGGCUCAUCCUCAUCAUUUCAAGGUCCAAUCUUCCCAACAAGCUGGAGCUUGUUAGGGGGAUGGUUUCCGAGAUGCGGAAGAAUGGGGUUCGUGGGUCCAUCUCUACGGUGAACAUAUUGAUAGGAUGUUUUGGGGAGGGCAGGGAUUUGGAGGGUUGCAUUGAGCUGUUGAAGAAUUGGGACUUGGAAAUGACAGCCUAUACGUAUAAGUGUUUGGUCCAAGCGUAUUUAAGGUCUCGUGAUAGCGUGAAAGGGUUUAGGGUUUAUGAGAAGAUGAAGCUUGAAGGGUACAAGCUUGAUAUUUUUGCUUACAAUAUGCUCUUGAAUGCUUUGACAAAUGAUGAUAAGAUAAACGAGGCCUGUUUGGUGUUUGAGGAUAUGAAAAGGAACCAUUGUGCGCCCGAUGAGUACACAUACACAAUUAUGAUCAAAUUGAGUGGGAAGACGGGCAAACAUGAUGGAGCAUUGACAUUCUUUGAAGAAAUGUUAAACAAGGGCUAUUCUCCUAAUAUAGUUGCUUAUAAUACAAUGCUUCAGGUACUCACAAGUAGCAGAAAUGUCAACAAGGCUAUUUUACUUUUCUCUAAGAUGGUGGAGAAGGGCUGUCGCCCAAACGAAUACACAUAUCAUCUCCUCCUCAAUCUCCUGGCUGCAGUUGGGAAGCUUCAUAAGCUGGAUGAGAUGGUUGAAUUAUCAAAGAAAUACAUGACAAGAUCAAUUUAUGCAUACCUCGUGAGAACGCUCAGUAAACUGGGCCAUGCAAGUGAGGCACACCGAUUCUUUUGCAACAUGUGGAGCUUUCAUGACAAAGGUGAUAAAGAUGCAUGCAUUUCCAUGCUGGAAAGUUUGUGUAGUGCUGGUAAAACAACUGAGGCAAUCGAUCUCUUAGGCAAACUUCCCGAGAAAGGGGUUGAUACUGAUACAAUGAUGUAUAAUAUGGUGCUCUCUGCACUUGGAAAAUGGAAGGAGAUACCUCAUCUUCACGAUAUGUAUGAAACCAUGAAAAACAAAGGGCCCUCACCGGACACUUUCACUUACAACAUUCUGAUCUCAAGCUUUGGUAGGGUGGGGAAGGUUGACGACGCUGUAAGAAUAUUUGAAGAACUUGAGAAUAGCGAGUGUGUACCGGAUAUUAUCUCCUACAAUUCAUUGAUUAAUUGUCUUGGGAAGAAUGGUGAUGUUGAUGCAGCUCACAUGAAAUUCAGAGAAAUGAGGGAAAAAGGAUUGAACCCUGAUGUUGUGACAUAUAGCACUCUCAUAGAGUGCUUUGGCAAGACAGAGAAAGUUGAGAUGGCAUGCAAACUGUUCGAUGAGAUGCUGGAUGAAGGUUGCUACCCUAAUAUUGUGACAUACAACAUUCUGCUCGACUGUCUUGAGAGGAGUGGAAAAACUGCUGAAGCUGUGGAUUUGUAUGCAAAACUUAAACAGAAUGGCCUAUCACCCGAUUCAAUUACUUAUGCAGUGCUUGAGCGCUUGCAAAGUGGUUCGCGCAAGAAGUUUAGAAUGCGAAAGCAGCAUCCAAUCACUGGUUGGGUUGUCAGCACAUUAUGAUGAAGGUCGAAUAUUGCUGAAGCUGCCCAAUACCCAAAGUGAAGUGAGGCUAGUUAUCUGCAUAGGUACUGCCUCUUAUUGAAAUAUAUCCUCCACUUGAAUGAGGCAGUAUCGGGUAUCUGGGGUUGAAUUAGAGGAUCUUUUGUCUGCUGCAUAACCACUUCUCUCUGAACUUCAUCUUGUCCAACAUCCCGAAACACCAGAAUCUGUAUAUGAUUGGGGGGAUUAUCGUACCAGACAGAUUUACUGGUACAUAUAGAUUCUUCUCAGUCUUGUCCUUUUCAUACACUAUAUACUCCAUUGCUUAAUGAGUUGUGAUGGUUGGGAAAGAUGGACCUAGAGUUCCAGUGUUAAAUGGUUCUGAAAUAUGUGCUUGACCAUCGGAACUGACAGCUUGAUAGAGUUGCGGUAAAUUGAAGAUUUAAUUUUCCUGUAUUCUCCAUUUUCCUUCUGCUACAGUUCGACAAUAUUACAUUAUAGUGUUCUUUUUUAUAAGCAGCCUGGAUAGGAUAAUUUUGAAGAUUAUAUUAACUGGGGUUGCAAUACUUUGUUCCUUAUUGUUCUCGGAGUUGAAAUUACUUUAUGUUUACUGUGGUGUGUCUUCUUGAUUAUGGUAAAUUUAGUUUGUCCAUCGAUGUUGUUCUGCUGCAGCUAUUCUCAAAGGAUAUCAAAGCGGAAGGCCACUGCAAGAUACAUGUUCCAUAACCCAGAAGAUGUUAGAUGGUUCAAGGUAAUAGAACGUAACGAGUUAUCUAUCAAUGCCUCGUCGAUUUUCAGUCUAUGUGGUUUAGCUUGUGAAAUCCAUGUAUUAUUGCGAUUGAUGAUGCCAUGUUAUGCUUACAGCCUGUUGAAGUUUUCUGGAGAGACAAACGUGCAUUCCCCAAGUGGGCAGACCAUCGUUACCCUAUGGCCGAUGCUUGACCAUGGGGCACAACAAAUGACAAGACUUGAGCUAUAUCUAUGAAGGUUCAGUCUGCGGGAAUGAAGCUAUUGUUCAGAUUUGGAAAUUUUCAGGUUUCCUGUUUUCCCGGAGAAACAGGGAAAUCAGCCUUUCUGAUUGGUCACAGGAUAUGACUCUACAUGGGGAAUCAGUCUUUCUGAAUGGCCACGGUGUAUGACUGUCCCUUGGCCUCCGCUAGAUUAAGUUAUAUAAUCCACAUUUGUAUUUGUAUAUUGUUUGUUGUGUUGGUAGAAAACAAGUUCCUUAGCGGAUGAAGCAGAGUGAUAUGAAAUGCUGUAAAAUUUAUCCGCCUACAGCUCGUGCUGGUAAAUUUUUUGACUCAAUCCACUCAAAUUUGUCGAGAGAUUCCCUCUUGUUCAGUGCAUUCCAUGCUUCUAUUGGUUCCAUUCAUUUGUGACCUGAUCUUAUCACCUUGUGAGUAGCCAAAUUUGAAGGAACCACAAACUUGUUGCCCGAAAUAGUGAGACUAGUGGUCCAGGGUAAUAUUAGAAGUAUUACGGCGAAUCAUUUUGUACGUGACUGAUAUAGUUUGUAAAGUCAAUGAUUGAGAUUCACUCAACAAGAUAUUUAGGUUUUGACUUUUUCUUAUGACGAAAACUGAAGAAACUUGUAUUGAUUUA